Molecule: messenger RNA, 1876 nt
Organism: Daldinia vernicosa
Lineage: Eukaryota; Fungi; Ascomycota; Sordariomycetes; Xylariales; Hypoxylaceae
Product: DAHP synthetase
Exons: 2
Coding region: 103-1545 (480 amino acids)
Biological process (GO): aromatic amino acid biosynthetic process
Molecular function (GO): 3-deoxy-7-phosphoheptulonate synthase activity
Source: RefSeq, a predicted model, not a curated record
UUAAUUCCUCAUACACUCAUAAGUCAUACUCUUCUUAAGAUUAUAAAAUUAGUAGUUAGGUACCUAAUUCAAUUCGUAAAAAGAGACAGACAACAGACAAGCAUGACUCCCCCUUCAGAAUGGACUCCCUCCUCGUGGCGGUCCAAGCCCAUCAAGCAGCAGGCCGUGUACCCCGACCCGGCGGCCGUGCGCCGCGCAACCUCGGAGCUGAGCCGGCUCCCGCCCGUCGUUCAUCCGCAGGAGAUCGCCCGGCUCAAGGCGAGCUUGCGCGACGUCGCGCGCGGCGAGGCUUUCCUGCUGCAGGGCGGCGAUUGCGCCGAGCUGUUCGACUACUGCCGCGCCGACGCUAUCGAGUCCAAGAUCAAACUCCUGCUGCAGAUGAGUCUCGUGCUCGUAUGGGGUGCCGACAAGCGUGUCGUCCGUAUAGGUCGUAUGGCCGGCCAGUACGCCAAGCCCCGGUCCAGUCCGACUGAGAAGGUCGUCGACGACAACGGCGAAACAAAAGAAGUCCCCUCGUUCCGCGGCGAUAUCCUAAAUGGCUAUCACCUCGAAGAGCGUGAUUUGGAUCCUCAGAGGCUUGUUAAAGCUUAUCACCACUCGGCUGCAACGCUCAACUACGUGCGAGCCGCCAUCGCGGCAGGCAUCGCAGACUUACACCGUCCUCUAAACUGGACUCUGGGCCACGUCAAGGACCCGCAGCUCAAGGCCAAGUAUACCGAGGCCGUGCGCUUCCUGCAGGACAUGCUGCGCUUCAUGCAUACCAUCGGUGCCGACCGCAGCCCCAAGCUCGACACUAUCGAUCUGUACUCUAGCCACGAGGGUCUGCUGCUCGAGUACGAGGAGAGCCUUACCCGGCUGAUGGAAAAGCCCGUACUCCCCGGCGACGAAGAGGCGACCCCCGAAUCAACAACGGGGAAACCACCUCAGAUGGAGUACUACGAUACCUCGGCCCACUUCCUCUGGAUAGGCGACCGAACGCGGCAGAUCGACGGCGCACACGUCGAGUUUUUCCGCGGCAUCGCAAAUCCCAUCGGGAUCAAAGUAGGCCCCACGACACCGACGUCGGAUCUCCUCGCGCUCCUACGGACCCUCAACCCGUCGCGCGAGGUGGGCAAGGUAACCCUAAUCACGCGGUACGGCGCAGCCAAGGUGCGCGAGCUGCUACCCGGCCACAUCCGCGCGGUCGAGGGGUCCGAGUACCGGGGGGCGUGUAUCUGGCAGUGCGACCCGAUGCACGGCAACACGCGGUCGACGGCGUCGGGCAUCAAGACGCGGCGGUUCGGGGACAUCUUCGACGAGCUGCGCGAGACGCUGCGCGUGCACCGCGAGGAGGGCAGUUACCUCGGCGGCGUGCACCUGGAACUAACCGGCGACGCCGUGACCGAGUGUCUCGGCGGCAGCGAGGGCCUCGACGAGGACGAUCUGUCCACCAACUACACCAGCUUCUGCGACCCCCGCCUCAACGAGAAGCAAGCUCUCGAGCUUGCGUUCCUGGUGGCGGAUUCGUUCCGCCAGGAGAGGAAAGACCUUCUUCUCCACCAUUAGAAAGGUACCUACCUAGCGAACGUGAAAUAUAAGAAAGUGAGGAGGGUAGGUAUCUAUUUCAUGUACCUUCGAGCCAGCUAGAUUUCCAGGUAGCCGUCAUUCAUAGCAUAGACAAGAAUACGGAAGAGGGGAACCAAUAUAUAAAAAAAUGAACAAGUUAAAAGACAUAAUAAGCAAGACAUGGCAUGGCGUAGGAAAAGGAUUUUCAGCGGUCCACGGGUUUCAUUUACAAAGGGAAGAGCUGCAUAGAAAAGGUAGCUGCUCACAUAUUGUGUCAAGUGAGGAAUAUGAAUAAAUAUAGAAAAGUCCGUCGUUUUGUCAAGAUACUCCG